AUGGCAGCCGCUCGAGAGGGCUACAAGCGCGUGGUGCAGUACCUCGUCGAGGAUUGCGAUGCUGCCGUGGCACCCAAGAGCAAUGACGGCUUCACAGCGCUCACGUGGGCGGCUACUCGAGGCCACAUUGACAUCGUGCAGUGUCUUGCUGGACAUUUGGCUGCCGAUGAAGUGUACGCAGCGCUCACGUGGUCCGCUGCAUACGGUCGCAUUAACGUCAUACUGUGCCUUGCUGCUGGCGAAUGCGAUGCCAAGAACGAUCAAGGACAACGGCUUCUGGUGUGGGCCGCUCAAAAUGGACGUCUUGACAUCGUGUAUUGCCUUGUUGAGCGAUGUGGCGUCAACGUGAACGGAAGGAACAGUGACGGGAACACAGCGCUGAUCGAGGCCGUCUAUCACGACCACAAGGAUGUUGCACAGUUUCUAGCUAAGCAUUGUGGCGCUGACGUGGACGCUAAGAGCAACAGCGGCUACACAGCGCUCAUGUGGGCGGCUACAUACGGCUGGAUUGACGUUGUAAAGUGCCUUGCUGGAGAAUGCGGCGCUGACGUCGACAUCACCACUAAUGAGGGAGAUACCUUGCUGAUGGUGGCCGCCGGAAAGGGCCACGUUGGCAUCGUUCAAUACCUCGCAGAGAGCUGUAGCGUUGACGUGAACGUCAAGAACGAUGCAGGGCGAUCUGCACUGGUAGAGGCCGCAGAAUAUGACCGUGUUGACGUUGUACGGUACCUCGCAGGAUGUGGAAAACGUACAAGCAGUGAUUGUCUCGCGGCUCUGUUGGUGGCCGCUGGAAAAGGUCACAUUAAUGUCGUGCGGUACCUCACAGAGGAGUCCGGCACUGAUGUAAACGCUAGCGGCAAGGACGGAGCCAUUGCGCUGAUGGUGGCCGCUCGAAACGACCAAAUGACGCUCGUCCAAUAUCUCACCGGUGAAUACGACUC
This is a messenger RNA of Phytophthora sojae, 941 nucleotides long. RefSeq lists its product as hypothetical. Gene Ontology annotation, molecular function: protein binding. The annotation marks the transcript as partial. Lineage: Eukaryota; Oomycota; Peronosporomycetes; Peronosporales; Peronosporaceae. The record is from RefSeq and is a predicted model, not a curated record. The transcript has a single exon.